GUAUCAGCCGUUUUAUGUGAUGACGAAGUGAUGUUGAAUAUUAAACCAGGUCAGCAUGGGUCAACCUAUGGCGGUAACCCAAUUGCAUGUCGAGUUGCGAUCGAAGCUCUGAAGGUUUUACUUUAUGACGUUAAACCUUUCGCGCUUCGAAAUAAUCUCACAUCAGAAGCAGUUUGA
Messenger RNA from Anisakis simplex (herring worm), 177 nucleotides. NCBI's taxonomy places the organism in Eukaryota, Metazoa, Nematoda, Chromadorea, Rhabditida, Anisakidae. The record is from the annotation of a GenBank genome assembly.